AAUGAAAAAGUAAAUAUACAGAUGAAUAACGUGGUUUUUAUCAUUAUUAAAUAAACAAAUAACUCAUGACAACUCAUUUUGUAAUAACUAAAUUUAUUUGAUUAAAAUUAUAAAACAAACUAAAUUAUUUUAUUACCGUUAGUCAAUUUAUUUAAAUUUUAUGAUUGAGUUAAGAAAAUCUAUUGACAAAUUUUAAGGUUAAACUUUAAAUAAAGAAAAUGGCAAAGACGUUAGGCAGCAAAAAUAAAAAAGCCGAAAGUGACGAAGAGUCCCACGUGGAGAAAAAGUCAAAGAAGAAGAGCAAGGCUGUUGAGCAAAAUGAUGAAGAGCAAGUGGUUGAAAGCAAAGUUAAGCAGAAGAGGAAAAAGAAUAAGGAGGAGCCCGUUGAAGAAGUUCCGGUGAAAAAAGCUAAAACUGAUGAAGAAAGCAUUGAGGAUGUAGAUGAAGAUGUAGCGGAAUUACACGAGGAAGGCAAGAUAAGAAAAAUAAUAAAAAAGUCUGGGGAAAAAGGUCCUUCGAAGAGAGAGCUGAAAAGGAAACGAUUGGAAGAGAAAAAUGCCCAGAUAAAAUUGGCUAGCAAACAAGAAGCUAUGGAUAAAGCUUUAAAUUAUGUUUCUAUGUGGAAACACGCAAAAAGCCAAUGGAAGUUUGAGAAACUCAAGCAAAUUUGGCUGAUGGAUAAUUUACUGGACCAAGAAUAUGUUCCUGACUCUGUUUUCCCAACAGUUCUUGAAUAUUUUGAAGGCUGCAAAGGCAUGGCUCGUGAAACCUUGUACAAGAAAGGCGUCGAAGUGAUUAAAAAAUAUGAGCAGAAUCAAGAAAAAGAAGAUGAGACUGACGAAGUAGUUGAAACUAUCGAAUACAAACGCGCUAGAGAACUUUUGCAAGCUUUACCGACAGAAAGUUAAACAAGAUUUGAAGA
Cotesia glomerata is the source of this 922-nucleotide messenger RNA. RefSeq lists its product as uncharacterized. Lineage: Eukaryota; Metazoa; Arthropoda; Insecta; Hymenoptera; Braconidae. The record is from RefSeq and is a predicted model, not a curated record. The coding region runs from base 219 to 908 and encodes 229 amino acids. The transcript has 4 exons.